AUGGUGUUCACUCGCGGCGAUGUAUCCGGUGAGGUUGAGGAAACAAUAGAUCACCAUGACCCAGGCACAAACAUUGAAGUAGUCACCUGGGAUGGCCCCGAAGAUCCAGGCAACCCAUACAACUGGUCUCUGCGCCAAAAAUGGACCUUAACGCUACUCGCCAGUUUCGCAACCUUCAUCACAAUGAUGAACGGCACAAUAAUAACAGUAGCGCACACAACCAUCAACUCAGAAUUCGGAAUCUCAGACGCCUCCUUCCCAAAUUCUUACUGGCCCGUUUCAUCCUGGGCCGUCGGAGGCGGAUGCUUCUCCCUUCUCAUCUUACCACUAAUGGAAGAUUUCGGCGUAAGAUGGGUAUUCCUCUCAUCAUGGCUCAUCUUCAUCUGCUUCGUUAUUCCUCAGGCUCUAGCACAGAACUUCGCAACAUUAAUAGUGACAAGAUUCUUUGCAGGUGGCUGUGUGGCUAUUUUAGCUAAUACCGCUGCAACUGUUAUUGGGAAUUUAUGGGAUACUGAACGAUCCCGUAAUAUUCCUGUGAGUCUUUAUAUUGUUACUUAUCUUGUUGGAGCUAGUAUUGGGCCUGUUGUUGGUGCGCCGAUAUAUGAGUUUCUGUCUUGGAGAUGGAUUGGGUAUUUGCAGAUUAUUUGGUAUGGGGCUUUGUUUCCGCUUUAUUUUGUGUUGUUUAAGGAGUGUCGCGGGAUUGCUAUUCUGGGGUCGAGGGCGAAGGCUCUUCGGAGGGAGGGGAGGAUGGCUUAUACGCAGCAUGAGAUUGAUAGUGAGGGGAAGUCGAUUUGGAGGAUUGUGGGGAGGAGUGCGACGAGGCCUCUUGUGAUGUAUUUCACUGAGUCGGUGGUGUUUUUCUCCGGGAUGUGGUCUGCUUUUACGGUUGGGACGCUUUACCUGUUUACACAGUCAGUUGAGCAGGUUUUUGCAGGGUUGUAUGGAUGGUCUCCGUCUCAGGCUGGGUAUGUGCAAGGUGCUAUUGUCAUUGGGGAGUGUAUUGGGUGGGUUGGAACAUUAUUUUCUGGAAGGUUAUACUUCAAUUCUGCGGCUAGGAAUACGGAGGAUCCAGGGAAGCCGAUUCCAGAGGCAAGACUUUACCUUGCUAUUAUCUCGGGUGUUGUCGGUCUCUCUGGUGGAAUGUUCGUCUAUGCUUGGACUUCUUAUGCCGCUUUGCCGUGGAUUGCACCAGCUAUCGGGUUAGCUAUGGUGGGUGCUGGAAGUGUUAUUGUUGUCACUGGUAUAUCGGACUAUGUCGUCGAUGCAUAUGCCAAGUAUGCUGGGAGUGCGGUUGGAAUCAUUGUUACUGGGGAGAAUACGUUUUCGGCAUUUUUGCCACUGGCUGCUAUGAGCAUGUAUUCGAAUCUAGGGUUUCAGUGGGCCAGCACUCUACUCGCUUUUAUCUCGUUGGCUCUUUCUUUGGCUCCGAUCUUGUUCCUUGUUUAUGGGAGGGAAAUCCGAGCUCGAAGUCCAUUUAUGAAGGAGGCGAUGAUUGAAAAGAGGAGGAAGAGCGUGGAAUCAGUUUAA
Messenger RNA from Penicillium angulare, 1527 nucleotides. RefSeq lists its product as uncharacterized. NCBI's taxonomy places the organism in Eukaryota, Fungi, Ascomycota, Eurotiomycetes, Eurotiales, Aspergillaceae. Gene Ontology annotation, biological process: transmembrane transport. The transcript has 2 exons. The record is from RefSeq and is a predicted model, not a curated record. Bases 1 to 1527 code for a protein of 508 amino acids. Gene Ontology annotation, molecular function: transmembrane transporter activity.